This is a messenger RNA of Brienomyrus brachyistius, 5685 nucleotides long. It is a transcript of the gene trpc4b, whose product is annotated as transient receptor potential cation channel, subfamily C, member 4b. Gene Ontology annotation, molecular function: inositol 1,4,5 trisphosphate binding; protein binding; store-operated calcium channel activity. Gene Ontology annotation, cellular component: cation channel complex; membrane. Gene Ontology annotation, biological process: regulation of cytosolic calcium ion concentration; manganese ion transport; calcium ion transmembrane transport. Bases 2476 to 4956 code for a protein of 826 amino acids. The record is from RefSeq and is a predicted model, not a curated record. The transcript has 11 exons. NCBI's taxonomy places the organism in Eukaryota, Metazoa, Chordata, Actinopteri, Osteoglossiformes, Mormyridae.
UAGUAAUAAUUGUCUUUAGUCAAUAUGCUUGCAUGAUAUAUGAUCAGUUAUAAUGCGUAUGAGGGUUUGCAUACUUUGAAUACUUCUGGUUUAUCUUCUGUGUUUUUCUGUGUUUAAACAUUAUAUAUUAGGUCUAUUCUGUGCAUAAUAUAUUUUAACACAAAUAGUCUGCUAUAAUGGGUCUUUGUCUCCUUUAUAAGAACAUAAGAACAUAAGAACUAUACAAACAAGAGGAGGCCAUUCGGCCCAUCAAGCUCGCUUGGGGAGAACUAAACUAAUAGCUCAGAGUCGUUAAAAUCUUACCUAGCUCUGAUUUAAAGGAACCCAAGGAUUCAGCUUGCACUACAUUAUCAGGAAGGCUAUUCCAUACUCUGACUAUGCGCUGUGUAAAGAAGUGCUUCCUUAAAUCCAGCUUGAAAUGUUCUCCCGCUAAUUUCCACCUAUGGCCACGAGUUCGAGUUCGUAAUGCUGAAGUAACUAUUUGGUUGAACAGCAUCCAAACCUGUUAGAAUCUUAUAUACCUGGAUCAUGUCCCCCCUCAGUCUCCUUUGCUUGAGACUGAACAGAUUUAGGUCAAGUAACCGUUCCUCGUAUGACAUUCCUCUAAGACCAGGAAUCAUUUUUGUGGCCCUACGCUGCACCUUUUCUAAGGCCACAAUGUCCUUUUUAAGAUAUGGUGACCAAACCUGCACACAAUAUUCUAGGUGAGGUCUCACCAAGGAAUUGUAUAAUCUUAGCAUUACCUCCCUUGACUUAAACUCCACACACCUGGAGAUAUACCCCAACAUCCUAUUGGCCUUUCUUAUUGCUUCCCCACACUGGCGAGAAUGGGACAUGGAAGCAUCAACAUACACACCAAGGUCUUUCUCAUGAUCAGCUACCUUUAUUUCAGUGACACCCAUGAAAUACCUGUACUUUAUAUUUCUGCUCCCUAGAUGGAGUACCUUACAUUUAUCGACAUUAAAUUUCAUCUGCCAGGUAUCGGCCCAGUCACUAAUUAAAUCAAGAUCCCGCUGUAGCUGCUGAGCCGCUAAUUCAGUAUCUGCUACACCACCCACCUUGGUGUCAUCUGCAAAUUUCACCAGUUUACUGUAUAUAUUGGUAUCCAUAUCAUUUAUGUAAAUUAGGAACAAUAGUGGUCCUAAAAUCGAACCCUGCGGUACCCCACUAUGAACGCAGGCCCACUGUGACAUUGUGCCUCUUAUAACUACUCGCUGUUUCCUAUCUGUUAACCAGUUAUCAAGCCAGGUCGCUACGGUACCUAAAAUACCUGUCGCUUUGAGUUUAAGUAGGAGCCUCUUGUGGGGGACAACAUCAAAAACCUUUUGGAAAUCUAAGUAGAUGACAUCAUAGGCCUUCUUAUCAUCAACUUCCUGAGUAGCUUCCUCAAAAAACUCCAACAGAUUUGUUAAACAGGAUCUACCUCUCCUAAAUCCAUGCUGGCCAUCCUACAAAAUGUUAUUGGAGUCCAGGUAAUCUACCAUUUUCUCUUUGAUUAUAGCCUCCAUAACUUUACCAGUUAUACAAGUUAGACUGAUUGGCCUAUAGUUUGACAGAUAUCGAUGAUAUCUAGGGCAACUUUUAUACCAGGCUCUAGGUAAUGCUUAAAAAUUCAUAAAUUUGAUUUGGGAGAUAUCCCACCGUGAUUCCCUCCAUGCAAUUAUUAUUUGUUGCUAUUUAUGUAUCAAAAAAAAGAUUCCAACAAUGUUCUCCACCGUCUCUUAGACUAAGAUAAUAUAUUCCAACUUGUCCCAGCUGAGCUAUGCAGAACCUCUGACACCAGUUAUUCCACUAUGCUUUAGACUUUCUCCUUCAUUAAUAAUGCUCAAGUAUUUCUUUUUUGUAAAUAUCGUGAUUCAGUUUUGAGAAUAUUACUUCCCCUUCUGGUGGGUAACCUGCAUUCACUUUGCUCUGGUUUGCUAGAGGAUGACUCUACUUGGUGUGUCCUUGGAGCACGUGUUCACUGAAUCACAUCCUAUUGGCAUCACUCGCCUAUGAGUUCCAAGUCUUCUGAGCAUUUGUCCUCCCUUUACAUCCAUGCAAUAUCAGUUUAGGGCUGUCGAAGCAUUUUCCGAAAGGCCUUCCCUCAGAUCCGUGGUGAUGCAGACAGAGUAGCUUCUGGACGGGUCGUGUCCCUUAAGAUGUUUGCCGCUCAGUAAUGCCAACAGUGGAGCCACACCUCAAUCCCACAAGUAAGCAGAUAAUUACGUGGGCUGCCUGUGCACGAGGGAAUUCGCAAUUUUGGUUUACAGAUAAGAGCCUCUUCUCGGGUUUCGCCAGAAGUGGUUGCGAGAUAAUGGGGUUGGAUUCAUUCUGCAUCUCAGCAUAAGUGCAUCAGUGUAAUAACAGUGGUUUGCUUUUUUUCUAUGCCUUCAUCUUCUUGUUUUCUUACAUCACGCAUCUCAGUUCAGUGUCGGUUCCUUGCCAGUGCUGUUCCUGUUCCCUCUGACCCUCUGCAGUGAUGCAUUAGCGGCAAUGCAACAGCUAAACUACCGGAGGAAGGACAAUGGGUCCCACCACGAUCGGAUCCCGCUGCGCAUUGUGCGGGCGGAAGCAGAACUGUCGCCCAUGGAGAAAGCGUACCUGCGGGCCGUGGAGCGGGGUGACUACGCCAGCGUCCGGCAGGCUCUGCAGGAGGCAGAGAUCUACUUCAAGAUCAACAUCAACUGCGUGGACUCACUGGGCCGCACAGCGCUGCUCAUUGCCAUCGAGAACGAGAACCUGGAGAUAAUCGAGCUGCUUCUCAGCACCAACGUGUACGUGGGGGACGCCCUACUGCACGCCAUCCGCAAGGAGGUGGUGGGUGCCGUGGACCUGCUGCUUAACCACAAGAAGACCAGCAAAGAGAAGCAGGUGCCUCCAAUUUUGCUGGACAAGCAGCUUUCCUACUUUACACCGGACAUCACACCCAUCAUCCUGGCAGCCCACACCAACAAUUAUGAGAUUAUCAAAAUGCUGUUACAAAAGGGGGUGUCGGUACCCCAGCCACACGGGGUGCGCUGUAACUGCCCGGAGUGUUCGUCCAACUCCGACGUGGACAGCCUGCGCCACUCCCGCUCCCGCCUGAACCUGUACCGGGCGCUGGCCAGCCCCUCGCUCAUCGCCCUCUCCAAUGAGGAUCCCUUCAUCGCUGCUUUCCACCUCAGCUGGGAGCUCAAGGAAUUGAGCAAGAUGGAGAUCGAAUUCAAGUCAGAGUACGAGGAGCUGUCGCAGCAGUGCAAGAAGUUCGCCAAGGACCUGUUGGACCAGACACGCAGCUCACGCGAACUGGAGAUAGUGCUGAACUUCAAGGACAACAUCACACCACUGAAUAAUGAGAGCAGCAACGAUCUAGCACGACUGAAGCUGGCCAUUAAGUACUACCAGAAGGAGUUUGUCGCUCAGCCCAACUGCCAGCAGCUGUUGGCAUCACGCUGGUACGGCGAAUUUCCCAGUUGGAGGAAGCGCCACUGGUUCAUGAAGCUCCUCACCUGCACCUUCAUCGGCCUCCUCUUUCCUUUCUUCUCCCUCUGCUACCUGGUGGCCCCCCGGAGCCGCUUGGGUCUCUUCAUCCGCAAGCCCUUUAUCAAGUUCAUCUGCCACACCACUUCCUACCUAACGUUCCUCUUCCUGCUCCUGCUCACGUCCCAGCACAUGGUCUCCACGGACCCUAACAUCAUGGGACCCUGGCCCACCGUUGUGGAGUGGAUGAUCCUCCCUUGGGUCUUAGGUUUUGUAUGGACCGAGAUCAAGCAGAUAUGGACUGAUGGACUACAAGACUACAUCAACGACUGGUGGAAUUUUAUGGACUUUGUCAUGAAUUGUCUGUACCUGGCUACCAUUUCCCUCAAGAUUGUGGCCUUCAUGAAGUACUGCGAGAAGCAACAAAGGGACACAUGGGACAUGUUGCACCCCACCCUGAUGGCCGAAGCCCUCUUCGCUAUCGCCAACAUCUUCAGCUCACUGCGCCUCAUCGCUCUCUUCACGUCCAACGCCCACUUGGGCCCACUGCAGAUCUCGCUGGGCCGCAUGUUGCUCGAUAUCCUCAAGUUCCUUUUCAUCUUCUGCCUGGUACUAUUUGCGUUUGCCAACGGCCUUAACCAGCUCUACUUCUACUAUAAGAGGACAAAUAUUGUCUUCACAACAUUCUUCAGGACUUUGCAGACUCUUUUCUGGUCCGUGUUUGGGCUGGUUAGUCUGAAUGGAACUACUGUCAUCCCAGAACACAAGGUCACCGAGUUUGUGGGAGCCACAAUGUUUGGCACCUACAAUGUCAUCUCUCUGGUGGUGCUCCUCAACAUGCUAAUAGCAAUGAUGAAUAACUCUUACCAGCAAAUUUUUGACCAUGCAGAUAUCGAAUGGAAAUUUGCGCGCACAAAGCUAUGGAUGAGCUACUUUGAGGAAGGGGGAACGCUGCCUUCCCCUUUUAAUAUAAUCCCCAGCCCCAAAUCUAUCUGCUACCUCAUUAGAUGGAUUAGGAAGCACUUAUGCAAAAGGACAGUAUCAAAAAGAAAAGAGAAUGACGCCGCCGAAGAGCGACACAAAUCUGAAAUCCUGAGAACGAAUAAUCAGUAUCAGGAUCUGAUGAGGCAUCUGAUCAAAAGGUAUGUGGCUGCGAAGAUCAGAGACGCCAAAAAGGAGGAGGGUCUGACAGAGGAGAACUUCAAGGAACUGAAACAAGACAUCUCCAGUUUCCGGUAUGAUGUUCUGGGUUUGAUGAAAGGGAAUGACUCAGUUCUCCCAGGAGAAAAAUUUAGGGAUGGUAGCUCCAAGUGGGGGCUGACUCACCGUGCACUCAACAACGCUCCAGCGUCCCCUGCUGGUCAAGAGAGGAGAAAACUUAACCUGCACAACGGUGCCCCUGUGCAUGAGAACUCUAAUCCCCGCAGACUUCCAGAUGUUCACCAAGUGCUGCCCUCCUGUGGCUCCAUUGAAGAGGACCUACAGGAGCGGAAAAAUGGAAACAAUGAGGGCUGAUUGGAUGUCGAGUCCCAGCUGGAAAAGAGUUUGCAAAGUGUGGCAGGAAUCUGCUAUGGGAAGCUCACAGAAACAGAAGAUCAGAGCCACAUGUGAUCUACCUGGGACACCUCUGACAAUCUCUGCAUGACGUACGUCAUACAUAUGCAGUUAUAAUGGACGAGAAAGCCGUGUUGCAGAGUUGCUUUCUUGGAAAAUAAGUUGAGGGAGAGAGUGUUGCUUAUAGUAUUUCAACAGCCUGCACAGACUUGAAUAGACAGCAAUGUAUAAAUCCACACCCAGAUAUACUCGCCUUGGCAUGUAGGUAAACCGAAGGCAGGAAAGUUUCUACGCGUGCAAAAUAUGAUGUAAAGCAUAUGGGAGCGAUUCAAACACUUCUGUGAGUACUGACCCCCCAAUGAAAUUCCUCACACAAACACACCCUAAUCACAACACGCAUUUUAUAACUUCUAAGCAUUGGCCACUACACAAACAUUAAUAAAAAUAAUAAUAAAACGAAAUAAUGCAAAGCAUAGAGAGGAAUGCACGUAAAGUACGCCGAACCACCCUCUUAAGUUUUUUUUUUCUCAUUUUUUUGUUAUCUUGUUAUUGUGAAGUUUGUGUUUGUGAGUAAGGAAAACCACUGAAGAUCAACUUAUGCUGCGAUGAGGAAUGACAGCAAGAGAGUCCAGUAAAGAAGUUCCUUUCUGUAAUCUUCAUGUAUGUAAUAAAAUGGUUAUAACACUAGAA